This is a messenger RNA of Gymnodraco acuticeps, 2309 nucleotides long. RefSeq names its product SHC-transforming protein 1-like. The transcript has 14 exons. Gene Ontology annotation, biological process: intracellular signal transduction; cell surface receptor protein tyrosine kinase signaling pathway. The coding region runs from base 398 to 2137 and encodes 579 amino acids. Gene Ontology annotation, molecular function: receptor tyrosine kinase binding. Gene Ontology annotation, cellular component: plasma membrane. NCBI's taxonomy places the organism in Eukaryota, Metazoa, Chordata, Actinopteri, Perciformes, Bathydraconidae. The record is from RefSeq and is a predicted model, not a curated record.
CUACCCGCCUGUGAUUGGAUUGUAGUUUAUGGGUGAGGGAGGGGCAAAGAGCCUUAGGGGCAGUCUGUCAAUCUGUUCACCGCUCCAUUCACAUAUUCAUCUGCAUGCACCGUCAUAGAGAGAGACAGAGGAAGUGAGCGAGAGCCUCUCAUUCAUAAAAAAAAAAGAGAAAAGUUCAUUCAUAAAAGCUGCACAAUUCUGCUGCUCCUCGGAAAGAAAAAUACAGAGGGGAGGAAAGUUGAUGUACAGGUGAAGCAGGGCUGGAAGUGUCGGUCAUGAUGAUGGGACGGUACUCAGCACGACUAUAGCAGAGCAGACUGGACUCUAGACUACACAGGACAUCCCUAGUCUGGAUUUCUAUUUGUCCUAGUGCUCUCCUUUUUCCAGUUUCCUGAGUAUGAGAGAGCAAAGCUUACCCAGGUUCAAAUCACAGAAACAACUUUUACCAGGCAUGCUGAAGCGCACCAAAUACAGUCGUCUGCGCAACGAUUCACUGACGUCUCUCGAGGACCAGCCCCAAAGAAUGCUCCCCCUAAAGAGGGACAUUUGCUUAGACUCUGACUUUGCCCAGCUGGAUCCUGGGACGCCUACACACCAUGGCCCGUCCACACUGAGGGACUUCAUCCCCCGUGUGGCUAGCAUCCGAUUGCAGAGUCCUAUUUCCCUGCAGGGCCUGAGGGGACAGACAAACAGAGCCCGGGACAGAACCACUGAUGACACACCCUUGUCCAGAGCAGAGUGGGGCUCAGGGCCUAACCACAGAUUUUGUUUUCAACAUUCAGUCAAUGUGCCCCUAUCGGAUGGCCGGACUCGCUCUGCCCUCAGCUGCACAAAAAGACCAAUCACGCUGCAUCAGAUGGACAGUCUCUCCUGGACCCCUGGCUGUCCUCCUUGCUCACAUCACAGAGACGGUCUGUCCCAUAUGAAGACAUCCUCUGCAGGAGAGGACUGUACAGCGGUGGGGACGGCAAACAGAGUGGUUCACCAUCACAUCAAGUACAUGGGCAGUGUGGAGGUGAUCCAGUCCAUGAGAACCCUCGACUUUGAUACGAGAAUGAAAGUCACACGGGAGGCAAUCAGCAGACUGUGUGAGCAGACAUCCGCCAAGACAGCAAUGAAAACCAAAAGACCUGACUGCAAGGGACUGUCUGCUCUUCUGGGUCAGAUCAACCUGCAGUUUUCAGGUAGCAGGAUCAUCCUCACUGUGUCCACAGACAGUGUGACCCUAAUUGCUGCCUCCUCCUUACAGAUUGCCCACCACCCCAUGCAGGCCAUUUCAUUCGCCUCAGGAGGAGAUCCGGACAUGGCAGAUUACAUUGCUUAUGUGGCCAAAGACCUUGUCAAUAAGAGAGCAUGUCACAUCCUGGAGUGUCCGCGGGGUCGUGCCGGCGCGGUAAUCAACAGCAUCGGUCAGGCCUUUGAGGCUCGAUUCCGCCAACUUCUCAGCAACGGGCCAUCGCUCCUUUGCAACAAUCCCAGGUCAGCAGUGAGGAUCUUUUCAAACUGUGCUCCAGAGGACACGAUAACAGACCAGAAGGCCAAGCAGGAAGGUGAAGUCAGGGAGCACUCUGACUACUACAAUGUGAUCCCAGGAAAGACGCCACCCACUGGCGGGAUAGGGGACCUGCGCAUCACAAGGGAGGAGGAUAAACAAGUUCCAUCCGAAAUACAGAGGGUUUGUUCUGCUCAGCCUGUUUCACUGUAUGAGAACUGCUCCAUCACAGGAGGAGCUCCAGCUCCACCUGCAGACUCACUGGUACCUGAGGUCGGUGCUGAACAGUGUGCCGCUCUCUCUGGGACACGGAUCCAGGACCUGAUCCAGGAAGAAGGCUGGUUCCACGGCAGGUUAGGCAGAGAGCAGGCGGAGGGGCUUCUCACCUGCAGUGGGGACUUCCUGGUCAGAGAGAGCAGCUCUGCCUCUGGUCAGUAUGUCCUCAGCGGGAUGGAGGGAGCCACCGUGCGGCACCUGCUGCUGGUCGAUCCACACGGACAGGUGCGGACCCGUGAUCAAGUGUUUCUGGGUGUUGGUCACCUGGUGCGUUUCCACAUGGAGAACCAGAUGCCAAUCAUCUCUGGAAACAGUGAGCUGUGCCUGAAAGUGCCAAUCCUGCAAAGACACUCACAUGCACUUUCAUAGACAGUCACAUGUAGAAGUUAACGGUUUUGAAGUGGAGGAACAUUGGGCCAAAGCCAAACAAAGUUUCCACAGCUUUCAUCGCUUUUAGCAACUUAAAAAAAAAUCAACAUGUGACAUCCCUUCCCAAAAUAUUGUAUUAUUUUGUCAUUAAAGUAUUGUUUGAUUUCCUGAA